Molecule: messenger RNA, 3929 nt
Organism: Oncorhynchus keta (chum salmon)
Lineage: Eukaryota; Metazoa; Chordata; Actinopteri; Salmoniformes; Salmonidae
Product: insulin receptor substrate 2-B-like
Exons: 1
Coding region: 378-3794 (1138 amino acids)
Biological process (GO): insulin receptor signaling pathway
Cellular component (GO): plasma membrane; cytosol
Molecular function (GO): insulin receptor binding; phosphatidylinositol 3-kinase binding
Source: RefSeq, a predicted model, not a curated record
UAUUCCGCCUACUUAUCUAUGACGCACCAGUCACGUGUUGUUUGUGCUCCGCUCUGUAGAGAUAUGUAGAGAGGGAGAAGGGGGCAGAUUGCUAGCCAGCUAGCUUGGAUUCUAACGAUUAUAGAAACGUGGAUAUGUUGCACAGGGGCGGCUUUAUUUCAUAAAACCCCAUAUUGGAUACCUAUUUUUCGCGAAGAGGCCUGGGCCGGUCGUUUUUAACUUAACAAUCUGACAUUUUUGCUUUGAUUGUAGCUAACCAUCGCGCGGUGUAGCCACCACAAUACAGCAGCGCCAGCCGGAGUCCGUCUCUUAAACAAGAAUGGGGUCUAGGUCCACAGCACUGCUUAGGUAAAGUGACCUUUGGUUGUGUUCUAUAAAUGGCCAAUUUGAUGAAUUACCAAGAAAACAAAGCCGCUAUGUUGUUGGUGGAGACGCAACAGAGGGGCAUCGGGACGACACCAGCGGCUACGGCAGCCAACGGCUACACCUCAAUUGGGGAACCCCCUUCCCCCUUAUUGAAUAUCUGCGGUGGCAGUGGAGCUCGUUUUCAUCAGCACAUGCCGCCCUCCAACCACCACAGCCACCAUCACUAUCCCCAGAGCUCGCUGUCCAAAGAACAACGCCCGCUGUUGCACCACUAUCCGACGGGGACACAGCAACAGCAGCAUACUCUCUCUGGUGAAAACAUCACAGGGUCCCCGGUAAGGAAAGCCUCGUUGUCGUCUUUGAACCUGGUACAUGAGGACCCCUCUGCUAGCCACCACGCACUCGCUGCAUCGGUGAACGCGGCGUCGGCUGCAAUUCAAUUGGCUGCGAAUGCUAACGUUAGCGUCGCUACCUCAGGGGUCAUGGACGACAUUCGGAAGUGUGGCUACCUACGGAAACAGAAGCAUGGACACAAGAGGUUUUUCGUUCUGAGGGUGGCGAGCCACCUAGGCCUCAGCCGGCUGGAGUACUAUGACAGCGAUAAAAAAUUCCGCAGUAGCCUGCGGUCUUCAGCAGCAGCCCCGAAACGGGUGAUCUAUCUGUAUCAGUGCUUCACAGUCAACAAAAGAGCGGAUUCCAAGAACAAACACCUCAUAGCCCUCUACACUAAGGAUGAGUACUUUGCCAUUGUGGCUGAAAACGAGCAGGAGCAAGAGGACUGGUAUGUAGCCCUGAGUGAACUAAUGAGUGAGGGGAAAAAGGGGCAUCUAGACUCUGACGAGUUGGAUGAUGGCUAUGGUACAGUCACACCAGGUACGGUUUUCAAAGAGGUGUGGCAGGUGAAUGUGAAACCCAAAGGUCUGGGUCAGACCAAGAACCUCACAGGUGUGUAUCGUUUAUGCCUCUCUUCUAAAACUAUCCAUCUGGUCAAACUAAACUCUGAGACACCGUAUGUCAACCUCCAGUUAAUGAACAUCAGACGAUGUGGACACUCAGAAAGCUUCUUCUUCAUCGAGGUGGGUCGGUCAUCCUCCAUAGGACCAGGGGAGAUAUGGAUGCAGGUAGAUGACUCUGUCGUGGCUCAGAACAUGCACGAGACCAUCUUAGAGACCAUGAAGGCUCUGAAGGCCUUCGUAGAGAUCCGCCCUAGGAGUAAAAGCCAAUCAUCGGGCUCCAACCCCAUGGCGUUCAUCACCACCCGCCGUCACCUAGGCAACCUGCCGCCGAGCCAGACUGGUCUCCAGCGCCGCUCCCGGACCGAGUCGGCGGUCGGUACGCCACCAUCGAGUAAGAGCUCCGGUGCCAGUGGCUACCGCUUCAGGACGUCAAGUGAAGGCGAAGGGACGAUGAACCGGCCAUUCCGGUCUGUUACCGGCAGCCUGAUCCACCUGAACACCGCCCGGAUACACCUAGGGCGCCAGGAGGGUGGGGGAGGGGCAGGGAACACCGGGGGAGGAGGGCGCUACGCCAGGGCGCUACCGGGCUCCAACUGCCACACCCGCUCCGCCUCGCUCCCAGUCUCCCACUUCUCCUCCACCACCUCCCCCGUUAGUGUGUCCAGCAGCAGCGGUCACGGCUCAGUCUCUGACACCCUCACCCGGCCCUCCAGCUCGUCCAUAUGCGGCUCCCCCUCUGACGGAGGCUUCAACUCCUCAGACGAGUACGGCUCAAGCCCCGGAGACUUUCGCUACUUCCGAGUCCGUAGCAACACACCCGAUUCGCUGGGCAACACCCCACCAAUCAGAGAAGAGAACUGCCUGAGUGACUACAUGGCCAUGGGCUGGCACCGUGAGGUGUUUGGAGCGGGCGGCGUGAGUAGCUCUGGCGGUGCCGAGGCCCCCCACCGGGACGAGAGCACGUCGACGGACGAAGACCGGUCUCUGAGGCGACGGACACACUCUUUCACGCGGCCCGGGAGUCAGGGUGGAGUUGCCGGCGGUAGCAGCUGCGUGGCUGUGUACCAGAAAAUGACCCAGACCACCUUCUCACAGGACGAGUUGGUGUCUGUGGAAGAGGCUCUGUCUCUGGGCCGCACCGGCAGCAGCAACCAACCUUCCUCCACAUCGUCCUCCCUCCGCUCCGACUACAGCUCCUGCUCCGAGCACAGCCAGGGCAGACCCCCUCUUUCCUCCUACCCCUCCUCCUCGGCCAAGGAGGACAGUGGCUAUAUGCCCAUGUUGUGUGGGGUGGCAGCCUCACCCCGCGACACCCCGGAUUACAUGCCUAUGCAACCUAGCUCCCACUCUCAUCCCCAUCACCACUCUCUCUCACACCCUCCCCAGCCCUCCCACUCCCCCCAGGCCUCUAGCCCAGCCCUGGCCCCACGCUCGGCCCACCAGCUCCAACCCCACCAGCCUACAGACCCCCAGGGCUACAUGAUGAUGCUACCAGGGGGACCGAGCUCCUCUUCUCCAGUCCAGGCCUCCCCAAGUCCCCACAGCAGUAGCAGUAACAUGGGUCUGGGUGUCGCUAGUUCUGGUAGUAUAGUGGAGCGGCCUGAGACUGGAGAGUACAUGGACAUGUCGUACAGCAGUGGAAGAGGAGGGAACGCGACAGGAGGACGGAAGCUCUCCAACGAGGGAGGAUACUACACACUGAGCAACCCUGAAGGUAUCCCUAAAUCAUACAGUCCCUACUUCUCCCUGCCUCGCUCCUACAAGGCCCCCGUCGCCAGAGAUGGUGAACAGAGAAAAUGGGAGCAUGAGGAAUACGUGCCUAUGAGCUCCCCAGCUAAACCCAUCUACUCCCAGGUCACUGGUGUUACGACAAAGGGUUUCAGUAGUGGGGGGUCAGACACCCCUCACGCUCACCACCCCCCGCCCUACGGUGCCCACCACCAAGUAGCUCGAGGUGACCGGCGAACGACUGCGGUUCGACCCAACCGCCUCCCCUUGGGCCGCCACAGCUUCCAUGGGUCGCUUAGUGUUAGUGAGCCAGCAGCUGCCGAGGGACCCUCCAGCCCCGGCGAGUACAUCAACAUCGAGUUUGGGGAUCCCUACGGACCCCCCACAUCCUGCCCUCUCUCUGACCAGUACGUCUCGCCCUCGAUGGGCUCCGCCGAGCAGUGUCACUCCCCUCCCCAGAACCAGGACUAUAUGAGUGUAGAGGUUGGAGGUGGGCGUGAUGAUGGUUGCCGCCUGACUAAGAACCAGUCCCCCAGACCCUCUCUGGUGGCCCCAUGGAACCCACCCAGCUACAUUCGACCACCGACCGCCAAUUCCUCCCUGAGUGGAGCUCCUGGCUCUUCUGGAGCUCACUGGCGGACGGGAACAGAUGACUACACAGAUAUGACCUUUAACCUUAGCAAGGAUGAGAGGUCGCGGGGUCACAGAGUAGCCCCACAGCUAUGCUGCAGCACCUGUGUGUGAUGGAGGGCCGGUACCCCCCUACCUUACUCCCCCACACCAUCAGCCCUCCCUCAUCCUUCAGCCCCCAGCCUGAGCCCCCCAAAGUGGUACGUGCUGACCCCCAGGGGCGACGCAGACACAGCUCUGAAACCUUCU